Molecule: messenger RNA, 797 nt
Organism: Medicago truncatula (barrel medic)
Lineage: Eukaryota; Viridiplantae; Streptophyta; Magnoliopsida; Fabales; Fabaceae
Exons: 1
Coding region: 141-605 (154 amino acids)
Source: RefSeq, a predicted model, not a curated record
UAUUUUCAAACGUUGAACAAUAGGAGUACUCAAAAACAAUCGCCCUAUAAAUACCACAUGAAUGGUAUCCAUCUCCAACCAUUUUCACAGUAAUCACCCCCACCUCUUUUUUCUUUCAAGCAAUUUCAAAACUCACUUCAAUGGCUCUUCGAAUUCAACACGUUCCAAUUUUCUUCACAAUCUCACCCAUCACACUCUCCACCAACCCAAAAGCCAAACCCCCAAGAAUCUCAUGCACCAAUAACAACAACGAUGUAUCACUUGCAUCAGAGUUUGCAGAGAAAGCAUCCAUAAUCAACGCACGUGCAAAGCAAGCAGAAGAAGCAAUGAGAAAGAGCAGAAACAUUGUUUUCAAAGAACUCUGCGAGUAUUUAGAACUCAAUGAAGAAGAUGCUAAACUCAAAUGGAAAAAAAUGGGUGAAGAUGAGAAAUGGGUUUUGGUGAAUGGGUUUGUUACAGAAUUGGGUCAAUUUUUUCAUCCUUUGUCUGAAAAAGCUACCAAAGAAUUGUUGGAAGAAUAUUUGCUACAAGAGAAUCAGCCUCCAAAAGCUUCUCAAAUUUCUUAUCCAUUGUUUCCUUUUGAUAGUAUAAUUGGUUUUCCAUAGAAACAAACUUCAAUGUUCUGUUCUUGUUUUGUAAAAUUGCCAGAAAAAGAAAUUAAAGUCUGUUUUUUUAGGGGCAUGUUUUGAAUUAUUGAUUCUUUUCCUUUUUUUCCUUAGCAUAUUUAUUUAAUCUCAGUUUAAUGUAUGAAGGAUUUGUUGUAUUAGUUCAAGGAAAGAAGUAACAUGUGAAUACAA